CUCUGUUUCUUUUAACUCGGUGAAGACGGUGUAAAAAGAGAGUACGCAACCGAGGAAAGGGUUAUGGAGUAUGCAUCUCAACAGGAAUUCUUUAUUCGAAAAGGAAUACCCUAGUGCAUGUGUGCCAUGAAGAUUGAUGCUCCUUUACCCCCAUCUACUAAACGCAGUUAAAUACCGAAGAUUCAACAAAAAUGCAAUCCUCUUCAAUACCCAGUAUCCAAAAUCUCUCCUAAAUUCAAAACCCUCAGCCUAAUCAGUGAGAUUCUUAAAAGUGUUUAAAAACAAGUAUGGUCAAUUCAAAGAUGCCCCGUAGAAGAGUUGCAUUUGUGUUGAUCGAUGGAUUGGGAGAUGUUUCAAUUCCAAGAUUUGGAUACAAAACUCCUCUAGAAGCUGCAAAAGUGCCAAACUUGGAUGCCAUUGCUUCUGCUGGAGUCAAUGGUCUUAUGGAUCCAGUUGAAGUAGGUUUAGGCUGUGGAAGUGACACUGCUCAUCUUUCUCUAAUGGGUUAUGACCCUCGAGUCUAUUACCGUGGUCGAGGCGCCUUUGAGUCCAUGGGUGCUGGUUUGGCCAUGUCACCAGGAGAUAUUGCUUUCAAGUCAAACUUUGCAACUCUAGAUGAGAAAACGGGAGUAGUCACUAGCAGAAGGGCUGACAGGCACUUUGAAGAAGAAGGCCCCAUCUUGUGUGCAGCACUUGAUAAAAUGAAGCUGCCAUCUUUUCCUGAAUAUGAAGUCAGAGUCAGGUAUGCAACAGAGCACAGAUGUGGGGUUGUGGUGAAAGGACCAAAACUAAGUGGGAAUAUAUCAGGAACAGAUCCAUUGAAGGAUAAGCGUUUGCUUUUACAAGCACAAGCUCUUGAUGAUACAGAAGAAGCAAAACAUACUGCAACAGUUAUCAAUGAAUUAUCAAAAGAAAUUUCUAAAAUCUUAGUUGCUCAUCCCUUGAAUGAAAAACGUGCUGCUCAAGGAAAGAACAUUGCCAAUAUUGUCCUUUUACGAGGCUGUGGCAUUAGGAUCGAGGUUCCUGCAUUUGAGAAGAAUCACGGACUAAGACCAUGCAUGGUGGCCCCCACGAAAAUCAUAGCUGGGCUUGGGUUAUCUCUGGGUAUAGACAUUCUAGAAGCUUCCGGAGCCACGGGAGAUUACCGAACCUUAUUGACAUCAAAAGCAAUGGCGAUAGCAAACGCGUUAUCGGCUCCUACAAAGUCUUGCCCGAAUGUUUUUGUGCCAGGGGAAGAUGAACACAAGCCUGGUCCAUCUGAUGGCUAUGAUUUUGGAUUCCUUCAUAUAAAGGCAAUAGAUGAUGCGGGGCAUGAUAAAGCAAGUGUGUUUAAAGUGAAAGGGUUGGAAGCUGUUGACAAAGCAAUAGGUCAGCUUGCAAGGCUUCUUUGGGAGGCAGAGUCAAGUGGUGAAUUCCAGUUUUCAGUGUGUGUCACCGGAGACCAUUCUACUCCGGUUGAAUAUGGGGAUCAUAGCUUUGAGCCAGUUCCAUUUACAUUAUGUCGGUUGAAAGAUUAUGUGGGAGCAGUUGGUGGUGAAUCCGUGGUUUUACAAACUUCUCUUGAUACGUUUCCACUUCCGGUUAUUAAAUCCGGUGAAGAUUUGUCAGAUGAUAUGGUGGUGGUGGAAGAAGAGGAACGGAAUCGUGCGUUCUCCGGCGAUUCGGUUUGGAAGUUGGACGAGAUGGCGGUGGCAAGGGGUUGUCUUGGGCGGUUUCCGGGAAGUGAGAUGAUGGGAAUUAUAAAGAAGUUUGUUGAACUUGAUUUAUGAUAUUGAGCUUCAAGAAUAACAAUUGUAGGAUGAUUAAAAUGGUCUUUGAGUUAUAUGCUUUAUUUACUGUUUUCUUUUCAAUGGGUGAUGCAAUUGUAAUCGUGUUUAUAAGCUAUGCCAAGCUUUUAUGCUUUCCAAUUUUUAGAUAAAGAAAUCCAGACACCA
This is a messenger RNA of Lactuca virosa, 1934 nucleotides long. The record is from the annotation of a GenBank genome assembly. Lineage: Eukaryota; Viridiplantae; Streptophyta; Magnoliopsida; Asterales; Asteraceae.